AUGAAUUCUCAAGGUCAGUUUUCUAAUUCAGAAAACAACCAAAAUCCUCUUAUUUCUGCUUCUUUCAAUCUACAAAACACUCCCGUUUCAUCUAAUGAAAGGCAAGAAAGUCCAACUGCCCCGAGCGAAACUUAUAUGACGCAGUCUCUUGACAUUCAGUCUCAACCAAUAGUUGCUAACGCAUAUGUACAAUCCGAUUCUUCCGUAUAUCUUCAAAUUCAACCCGUUUAUCCUACUAUCUUUUUCUUUCGACCACCAAAUGAUUUUUAUCAUUAUUAUAUUAAAUGUGAAGAAAUCUCAAACGACACCGUUGCAUACUUAUUAAAUAAAUCGUUAAAAGAACGUAAUGUUCAAUCUAAUGAAAAUAAAUGUAUUUUCUAUUAUCAGCAACAAUAUAAUAACCGACUUUAUCAAGUAUCAUGCGAAAUUGUUUCUCCUUUCUUGGUCAAUAAUUGUUUGAAUAAAAAUAUUCUUGGAGUUGAAUUUCAACAAAACAUGGAACAAGAGCAUAUAGUAUUAACUUUUAUCUUGAAUGUCAUUUGA
Molecule: messenger RNA, 543 nt
Organism: Rhizophagus irregularis DAOM 181602=DAOM 197198
Lineage: Eukaryota; Fungi; Glomeromycota; Glomeromycetes; Glomerales; Glomeraceae
Source: RefSeq, a predicted model, not a curated record